AUGUGCGAGCACCCAUUCCCCGUCCCUUCCGACAAUUAUGAGUACAUGAUGAAAAUUGUUGGGUUUGUGGAAGACUUACCUGUUGGGUGGGAGUCAAAACUGGAAGAGCUUCGAUUUAUUUCUGAGCAGAAUGCUACACUGAAGAAAGUCCGUGUCACAGACUACGGAAGCGCAGAGAAACCAAAGCCUACCGAUUGCACUCGAUCAGAUGCUUUGGCACUGGCAGAUGUGAGACGAGACACCAACCCUGUGUCGCGGCAAGGAGCACCUUCCGCAAUAGCCUCAUCACCGCGUCUAAGGGAAGCUUUUGUCAAGAAAGCCAACAAUCCGAUGCUGGCUCCGUUGCUGUCGAUCAUGGAAGUUUUCCUGCUGUUUCGGCCAUCUGAUCGAUCAUCACUCGUUACGGUAACAAAGUUAGAAGAGUCGGUGUUAUUUGAAUCGUUAGACGAGCACCUCUCCCUGGCAGUUGAUGCAGCAGAGGGCGAAGAGGAGUUUCCAAACAACGAUGCACUAUCGCAUCUUCAGCUAACCGGGGUUCAGGAGGCCGAUGAACAGGCAGGACUAGAGGCUCCAGCAAGGACAUCCGAGUCCCUUGUCGGUCAUGAAUCAGAGCCGGCGCAAGAGUUGGAAGUUUGUCAAAACAACGAAAAAUCCCAAUUUGCGGCUCAAACAGGGACAUCGGACCAUCCGACCAAUCCUCUCGAACCUCAGCCAGUCUCGCCUGAGAUCUCUGAGAAUCUUGAGCAAGAACAGUUAGAGGUAGCGGAUGGGGCAAAGGACCCACUACACGUCCAGGGAGAACAGCAGCCGGAUGUGUCAGAUAUCUGUCACGUCGUCGAGGAAUCCCAGUCGGAGGUGCAAAGCGGGACACCUGAACUGCAGACAUCUGACCUGCAGAACGAUCAGCAUGACCGUAAGCCAGCCCCGCCUGAAAUCGUGAGUGGCCUGGAACAAGAUCAGCUAAAAGGACUGGAUAGGACACCAGACUUAGUCGACAUCCAGGAAGAACAGCAGCCGGAGAUAUCGGAGAUUCCCGAGGGUUCCAACUCUUCACAGCUAGAGAUCAUGGAGGAUUUAGCGGCAGCCUCAGAGGACGGGAGAGAACAGAAACCCGGACGUCGGAAGAGACUGCGUUCACAUUUAGGAGAAUUGUUGAAUCGGAGCUGGAAGCCAUGGAAGAGGCGUCGGAAGCCUUAG
Penicillium griseofulvum is the source of this 1197-nucleotide messenger RNA. RefSeq lists its product as uncharacterized. The record is from RefSeq and is a predicted model, not a curated record. Bases 1 to 1197 code for a protein of 398 amino acids. Lineage: Eukaryota; Fungi; Ascomycota; Eurotiomycetes; Eurotiales; Aspergillaceae. The transcript has 2 exons.